Messenger RNA from Haliotis rufescens (red abalone), 5871 nucleotides. RefSeq lists its product as uncharacterized. Lineage: Eukaryota; Metazoa; Mollusca; Gastropoda; Lepetellida; Haliotidae. Bases 289 to 3930 code for a protein of 1213 amino acids. The record is from RefSeq and is a predicted model, not a curated record. The transcript has 3 exons.
CAACACUCGGGAUCUAUAUAUAGCAGCAGUAUGUCUGCCUGUACUUGGGCUCCGAUGACAGGGGAGGCUUGGUAGAACAGGGCCAAAUUCCUCGCAGGAAAAGAUUUCGCUGAAUGAUGUGAUCCGUUUGUUUUUGCAAUAAUGGCGUAUGAUAUCGACAUCAGUGAACGGAAGUUGCGUCGCAACGUUAUGAUCUGAAUUUGGCCCUGUUUUCUCCAAGACGAAACCUUUCAUCAUGGCGCAUGUGCUUCAACUUCUGCCCAGGGAAAAGUGGAGCAAAACAAGCUUAUGAGUGACGAGAGUGACGACAGCGUCGACACUGUCAUUUCCGCGCUUGAUUCCCGCCUUUUGCAGUCCCUAUCUGCUUCCGACUCUCUGUCUCCCGAAGACAUCCUCCCAGAGACUCCCACUUCUGACAGUGGAACGACUGAGCAAUUAGACACCAUGGGUAACCGUCAUGGUGGAGAUAAGAAGAAGAAGAAAGAAGAAGAGAAGCAACCAGAGAAACCUGACGACAAACCCAAGCGAAAAGGGAAGAAGUCCAAAGGUAAAUCAAAGAGACAUUCACAACAUGAAGGAGAGGGUUCUUCAGGACAUGGUCCAGGUGCCUGCGCCUCUCCUUCCAGUUCAAGUUCAAAAUCCAAAUCUAAGAGACCCGAUGUUUUGGCCGACUUGGGAACCCAGUCUCCCGGAUCACCUCUAGGAAGUCCAGGAAGUUCCCAAGGUACAUGGUCAUAUGAUGACGAAUCGGAUGUGAGUACAGUUGGGUACAGUACCCCUCUUUUAUCAACUCCUCAAGUUCAACGAUGUGUUUUACCAAAACAGCCACCAAUCCAAACCUCUACUGAGAGGUUGGAGGAACUUGGUCGGUCAAUUGAAAGGACUAUCAUAGAUAAUUUGUCGGAAAGACCUCCAGGGGAAGAAGGCGCUGCUGCUGCUUCUCCGCCAUCGACAACGUCUACAACUGAAAGCAAAGGAAAAAGAAACGUGAAGAAAAAGAGGGCACUGGGCCAGGCUGUACUGGAUAGUGACAGUUUCACUCUACCACUUCAGGAUGUCAAACCUGAAAAGGCAGCUACGACCUCACCUCAGACAAAGAAGCUAAUUGUUGGCAGCGAAAAAAUAUCUCUCCGUGCUUCUCAGGAAUGUCCUGUGUCACCAUGGCUGCGGGAUGAUGACACGCCUCUCGACGAGGAGCAGAUGGAUGAAAUGUUUAUCAGCUGUAUUGAUUUGUCUUACAACCUCGCUGACAUUUGUUCUGAAAAAGAGUUUACUGAAUAUGGCUCACUUGAAUCAAGAAAGCAAUCAAAAGCUGAUUCAUCUCGAUCAAAGGAAACAUCACUGUCACCACGAAUUGCCAGGAAAACUGUACAAUCGAACUCUUCCCCUUUACCAAAACGAGUCGUACCGAAGAUAAAAGCAGCCGAUUCAAGGGACACUCCCCCAAAAUCUGAUUCGUCUACUUCCACUCUUGCAGAAGUUGGAUUUGAUACUCGAGAAGAGGCUAGCAAAUUGGAUUGUCUGGAGUCUACAGAUGUUUCUGGAAGGGGCACAGACAUACCAAGCCAAAGCACUAUUGUUGAAGCUGAUAUACAUGAACAUUCUCAAGCCACAUCAGUGACGGCUUCAUGUGUUGUUAACAGCGAAUCAGGUGCUAAGCCUAAAGACGCACAAAUAACAAAGAAAUCUGGAAAAUCGAAAAAGAAGUCGAAAAAGAAAAAAAAUAGAAACAAUGAAAAAAGUGUAGAAAAACGUGAAACAGACAUUCCUUUAAAUAAAGAUAUUUCCGACUCAACAGGAGUAAGUUCUGGAGAUAAGGGAAAUACAGAUUCCCUUUCUGAAAGCCCAGAACAUACCACAACCACUGUGAAUGAUAAUUUAGAAGGAAGUGCAGAAAUCAAUAUUUCAAAAGCAGCAGACAACAGUGACACAAAGCAGUCAGUGAUAGACACUGUUCUCGACAAUGCAUCUAACAGUCCUGAGAAAACAUUGACAGAUGAUGUGCAAAAUCCUGAACCUUUAUUGGACAUUUCUAAAUAUACCAUCACAAGAAAGGACGAACAAGUUCAAGAUACAUGUAGUGAUAAAGAGGUUGUGAAUGAAGAGAUUUCUGACAAAUCAAACAACAUACUCCCAGAGGGUGCAGUUUCUGAUGUUACUUCUGACGUUUUGAAAUCAAUCUCAGAAAGUAAACAAACAAAUCAGAUUGAAAACGCCCAGCCUACAAAAGAGACCAGUGGCAGUGUAACAAGCGACGGUAAGGUUGUUGAAACCAAACAGGAAGCACCUACACAGAGUGAUCAAGCGGGCGAAAACCUUUCUCCUCCAGAGCCUGCAUCACCUAAACAUGUCCCUCCCCCAAGUCCCUCUGCGAUGGAUGCGCUUGCAGAGGUAGAUGAGGAGGACGAAGAGGCACUGGACUCAUUGGAACAAACAACACAACUAAAUGAGGUCCAACUGUUUGGUGAAACAGUUUUUAAGCGACUGUCAAGUCUUGUGGAAAGUCAAAGUCAAGAUGAAGACAUAGAUGACAGAUUCAAAGAUUUCUCAGAUAGUGUUGACCCUGACGAUGCAGAUUCUAGACCCGUGAAUUUAGGAUCCAUGGGUCUUGUUGGUGAUGAUAUGGAUGAAUCUAUAGAAACAAAGACGCCGGAGAUGUCCCCUGAGCGUGAGGUGAGACUGGAGACAAGUCCGCCCAAAGAAAUUGUUGAUAAAAUGCUUGUACCUGCCACAGUGACAGUUGUUGAGAGGACAGUUGUAUCUGUACAUGCUGAGACUAUUGAGGAUGUUUCACCGAUUUCCAUGAAGAAAGGUGAAGAAUCAUAUACAGAAGACAAAGAUGGGUAUAUUGUUGAUGACGGUACCUUAAAAGCAAAGAAGAAGAGGAAAUCAAGCAAAAAGAAGGGUGGAAAAGAUAAAAGCAAAUCUAAAAAGGAUAAACAAGGGAAUGUGGUGAGGAAACCUGAAAUACCUGUUGAGUUGAAACAAGUUGAAAACACCCACGAUUCAUCAGCAAGGACUAUAUCUGAUGAAACGACAAGUGUUAGUGAGACGGAUGAAUCAGAAAAAGAGAACAGUCCGCCCAAGAGGGAAUCUCAGCAAAUUCAAGAUGUUAUUGAAGCUUAUGGACUUGAAAAUAUCGUUGGUGUGAGUGUAGAAACGUUGUCCGAUGACCAAGAUGUGACAUUAGUUGAGGACGACUCUAUAAAGCAGAGAGACUAUCUCAUGGUAAGACCUCAAUAUGAGAGUGAUGAUGACUCUGAGGACAGUUGUGAUAGCAGAUCAAGAUCUUCAGGAGAUCCAAGCACAUCCAACUCUCGGCGUAUUCCCGAAAUCGAGGAGACAUUCAGUGAGCUCUUAUCUGUGAAGCAUAUUCUUGAGGACUUGGAAGACAGGACCCCUACCGAAGAAAAGCUACCUUCUUUUGUAAGCUCGGAAGUACUGAGGUCGCCACCGGAUUAUUUGAAUGGUCGGCGAUCGAGGAUGUCCCCAGCUAUCACUGACCGGACAGAAUCUGACCUUGACAUAUCCGAACAAAGAGAUGACAUCAGCACAGACAGCAUGUACGCCGACGACGAAGAUGACGGUGCGAGUGAGGUGUUAUUCAGUCGGAGCUACAGUGAACCGGAUGGCAACGAAGUCGUCGUCAGCUGCACCUUCUAUAACACACAACACAACAACAACACCAACGACAGUGACGACUUUUGGGAGGACUACACCACAGCGGAUGAGAGUUUUAAGCAGAUCGAGAUCUCAGCGGACGCGGCGUCGUCGACCUUCCAGAAUGCACGGAAACAGAUGCACGACAUCCAUCAACAUCUACAGGACCUGCGACGUCAAAUGGAACAUCUACAGGAGGAAGUGGAACACGCCACCUUAACGCCCGAGUAUUCUAUGGACUCCGAGGAUAAGAGACCCAUCACAGAAUGACUCUGUGGUGAUAUCAAUGGUUGUCAUUUGAAAUAUUUAGAACAUUUGAAAGAAUAAUAUUAACACAUAUUCAUUGUCAAUGCUGAUAAAGGUUCAUAUGAGUCAUGUCGAAAGUUAUGUCACAUGAUUGGUACGAUGAAUGCCUGACAAAUAGACAAGGGUUGUAUCAAUACUAUUUUGAUUAUAGAAAUUGACAAUCAUUGAGUUGAGUCUCGGUUUCAUUCCUGUGGAGGACGUUUAAGUAUACAGUGAACCUCGUUAGUACGGACCUCGUUUAUUCGAAAUCACUGCCUUCCGUAUGAUUACCGUCGACACACAAAGUGACAUACUCCAAACGCAUGGUGUGUUAAUUUGGACGUUUCAUUGGAAGUGAUGCGGUCCGAAUUCACAGAAUAUCACUGUACUGAAGAAAGUGAUAUUACUUUAAAGAUACCACAGACAUAACUUACCCGGAAACUCGUAAAUACAAGUAUUGAGACAAUCACUACUCGCCCACAAGGCUGCGAGGUGUUUUUUAAACAUUAUGUGAGAAAUUGUGAACAGUUAUGGUCACAAGUUACCAAGAGUUAAAGUGUUAUAUUUUGAAAUUCCCGUUUUCCUGUUCAACUUUAUAGAUAUAUGACUACGUUAUCCCCGUUAAUUCAUCAUAGGACUUGCGUUCCUAUCACAGCAUAGUCCAUUGAAGAGUUCUAACCCAUUUGACGACGCAUUCAACCAGCUACAAUUCCUAACAUAACAAAACUAUUUGAAAUUGUAGGUUACCAUGGCAACACAAUCAACGCAGAGGCUAUUCAUUCAGCCAGGCUGGCCUGGAAAUCGCUCAUGCAAUUUACUUCUACAUGUAUUUAUUCUGAAUUACCACAAGCAACCAUGACAUAAAUACUUUAACGAAAUUGAUGGAUAAGGUUAUAAUUUUAAAUACUUGCUGUAAAACAAAUUUCAGAAAAAUACGUGUAGUCGAUAACAACAUCAGGUAUGGCGAAUACACGGAAGCGUGCACUGCGUCACACGCCACAGCAGACCCCUUUUCAGUGGAAAUGGAGUCUUCCAUCGCGUGCGGAACGCCUAGUGUCCCAAACACAGUGCACGCACCCAUCUUUCUUCAGUUGUUUUACAGUAGGUGUAAGGGCAGUAUUUUACGUUUGCUUCCAAUAUUUUCUUCCAGUUCGCCUUCACGUCAUUCAUAUGAGCAUCUUUGCAUAUCCAUCUGCAUUGUACAAUAUCCACACCAUUGUUGCGCUUCAUGACAGAGAGAUCAAAUUAUUUAGAAACAGGGAAAGGGGUGUACUAUAAAAAACAGCGAUCUGGAUAACACUUCGAGCUGGUUGUCAGGUCGUACAUUUCAGAAGUAUUUUUUACGUCCCUUUGGGAUAAUUCUGAAACCUUUUUCAAAACAAGUGAGAAAUAUAAUCCUAUCAAACCUGUCAUGUAUCUCCGAGACAAAGCCCAGAUUGGUUAUGCAUAUUGAUCGAUUAUUUUGUUGUUUUAUUUUGGUUUAAUUUCUGACAUUAAGGAAACAGCAUUGUUUUCUGAAUAACGAAAACCCGACUUCUUCUGUCGAAAAUCAACUUCAUUUGACAAAAAUAAUAUUUUGUCUUGUGAGAGAGUUACAUAAAUCAACCUUCUAUUUUUGUAUUUGGGAAAAAAUGUUGUAUCCUUAACACUAUUUAGUUUUGUUUGGUAUGAGAACUAUGUAGCUGUAAUAACAAUUCGUGUCCGUGGGGUGACCGAGGAGGAGAAGUGAAGAUUUCAGGACGUCUUAUAAGGAGGGUAAAAUUCGUAUCGUUUACAUUUAGCUGAUUAAAUAUUAUUAAUAUGUGUACAGUUUUAACUAGCUUGAGCAUUAGUAGAUCUGGGGUUGGAUUGUAAUAAGUCGAACCUUUGUUUGCAUCUCUAAUACAUGUUUUGUCAAAUAUUGAAUAAAACAUAUAUAAACAUCAA